Syzygium oleosum is the source of this 4157-nucleotide messenger RNA. Its product is annotated as histidine kinase 1. The coding region runs from base 169 to 3963 and encodes 1264 amino acids. The transcript has 13 exons. Lineage: Eukaryota; Viridiplantae; Streptophyta; Magnoliopsida; Myrtales; Myrtaceae. Gene Ontology annotation, biological process: phosphorelay signal transduction system; phosphorylation. Gene Ontology annotation, molecular function: phosphorelay sensor kinase activity. The record is from RefSeq and is a predicted model, not a curated record.
CUCUCUCUCUCUCUCUCUCUCUCUCUCUCUCACACACACACACACACACACACACACACACACACACACCCACACUCACGCACGCAUGCACGCGUACACAGAGAGCAAAAGGCUUUCUCUUUCUCUGGAUAUGCAUACUUAAUAAGACUCAGGAGUGAGUGAGUCGUCAUGGCAGAGAGUUUUGGUCUUGCAACAACAACGACAAUAUGCUCUGAUAGCUCAACCCCACCUGUCACGCCGAUGGGGACGCCUUUAAGGAAGGUGUUCGAGAGGAUUUCAGGCCUCGCCUAUCCUUGGAAGAGGGGGAUGGCACUGCAGGGCCGCCGUCGGGUUUUUCAUAGAGAUGUUCAGCAAGAUGAGUUUCAGUAUGCGAACGCUCGUUGCUUGUCAUCGUACUACAGCGUCUUCGUGGCUCGCUUGGCCAUCAUGGUUAUGCUGGCCAUUUUAAUUGGGUUGCUCACAAUACUAACAUGGCACAUCACCAGAACCUAUACGACAAAGUCUCUGAACAGCUUAGCAUAUGGACUCCGUCAUGAGCUCUUGCAGCGUCCCCUGUUACGGAUGUGGAACAUCCUUAAUUCCACCGUUGAAAUAACAACCGCUCAGGUUAAGCUCUCGGAAUAUGUGAUCCGGCGGUACAAUAAACCUGCCACUCAGGCCGAACAAAUCCAGCUGUAUGAGGCAAUGAGAGAUGUCACGUGGGCACUGUUUGUGAGUCGUAGAGCACUCAACGCGAUAACAAUCAAUUACCGAAACGGCUUUGUCCAGGCUUUCCAUAGAGAUCACAGGAGCAACAACACAUUCUACAUAUACUCCGACCUGAUGAACUAUUCAAUCAGCACCAGUGGGUCUUCCAGUCUCAAUACGCUUUCGUCACUACAGGGAUGGAACGACCAAACGAUCCACGGCAACAUGUCGGCGACUUGGUACCGUGUACCUCUCGACCCCGUCACAGGCGACAAGAUAGGCAAAGCAAGGACAAUACUGCCCGAUGAUCUCAUCAACAUUGCUGGGCUUUCUCAAGUCCCUGAUGGGGUAGCAUCUUGGCACGUGGCUGUGAGCAAAUACUCGGACUCCCCACUACUUUCGGCGGCAUUGCCCGUGUGGGAUCCUUCCCAUGAGAGCAUAGUGGCGGUCGUGGGCGUGACCACAGCGCUUUAUAGCGUUGGCCAGCUAAUGAAGGAGCUUGUUGAGUUUCAUAGUGGGCACAUUUAUUUGACAUCUCAAGAAGGUUGGUUGCUUGCAACUUCUAGCAACACUCCUGUCUUGAUCAAUUCGACGAAAGGGCCGAAGCUUAUGAUGGCCAUCCAUUCUCAAGAUCAAGUCAUACAGUUGGGAGCCGAGUGGCUGCAGAGGACCUACGGAAACAAUUUUCCUGCAGGUCAUGAAGUUCAUGUAGAGAAUGCCAAACUCGAUCGCCAGCACUAUUACAUUGAUUCCUUCUUUCUGAAUUUGGAAAGACUCCCUAUGGUGGGAGUGAUCAUCAUACCAAGAAAAUAUAUACUGGGGAAGGUGGAUGAGAGAGCCUUCAAAACAUUGGUCAUACUCAUAUCUGCUUCACUAUGUACCUUGGUGAUCGGAUGCCUCUGCAUUUUUAUACUGACAAAUGGAGUAUCAAAGGAAAUGAAACUGAGAGCAGAACUGAUAAGCCACCUUGAUGCAAGGAGGCGAGCCGAGGCAUCAAGCAACUACAAAAGUCAAUUUCUGGCAAAUAUGAGUCAUGAAUUGCGGACGCCUAUGGCUGCAGUAAUCGGAUUGCUGGACAUUCUUGUUUGUGAUGAUUGCCUAACGAAUGAACAAUACUCAACGGUCACCCAAAUUCGAAAAUGCUCAACCGCUCUGCUUAGGCUGCUGAACAAUAUUUUGGAUCUUAGCAAGGUGGAGUCCGGAAAACUAGUGAUGGAGGAGGCGGAGUUCAAUUUAGCACGAGAACUUGAAGGACUUGUUGAUAUGUUUUCAGUGCAGUGCAUUAAUCACAACGUGGAGACUAUCUUAGAUCUUGCUGAUGAUAUGCCAAAGUUAGUUCGAGGGGACUCUGCUAGGGUUGUUCAAAUAUUUGCGAAUCUUAUCAGCAAUUCAAUCAAAUUUACUACAUCCGGUCAUAUUGUCAUACGAGGAUGGUGCGGAAACUCAAGGACCUUGAGUGACUAUGUAAAGCUUCCUCUUGAGCAUAAAAUAUCCAUUUCUUCACUUAAGACAAAGUUGAAGCAACAUGGUAGUCACGCAAGAAGGGCAUCCAAGAAAGACAACAAAGUGACUCUCUGGUUCGAAGUUGACGACACUGGCUGUGGAAUCGAUCCAGGCAAAUGGGAAUCUGUUUUUGAAAGCUUUGAGCAGGCCGAUCCAUCAACAACUCGACUACAUGGCGGCACUGGUCUCGGCCUAUGCAUCGUGCGAACCUUGGUCAAUAAGAUGGGUGGAGAAAUCAAAGUCAUCAAGAAGAAUGGCCCAGGAACUCUCAUGAGACUGUACUUACUUCUCAAUGCGCCUAUUGGUGGCACUGAGCACAACUGUCCGGUAGAUUAUGCCAAGCAUAGCAUAACAGUGCUACUUGCACUACAUGGAUGCACAGGUAGAUUGAUCAUGUCCAGGUGGUUGCGCAGAAACGGAGUUUUCACUCUGGAAGCAUCGGGAUGGAAUGAAUUGACUCAGAUUCUUCAGGAAUUUUUCCAAGGCAGAAAUUCAGGCGGCCCAUAUAGGACCAUCGAUAUGGAACACGCACAUGAACUGCCGAGAUCAGAAGUGACAAACCUCGAAGAUAUUCGCAGUGAAGUCCUCAUCAUAGUCGUGGACAUAGGGCUACUUGACCUGAACACAGAUAUAUGGAAGGAACAGCUCAAUUUCCUAGAUAAGUACUACGGGAAGGUGAAGUUCGCAUGGAUGCUAAACCAUGACACCGCCAACGCCAUUAAAGUGGAGCUCCGAAGGAAAGGACACAUUCUGAUGGUCAACAAGCCACUAUACAAGGCCAAGAUGGUUCAAAUUCUGGAUGCUGCCAUAAAGGAGAGGAACUCUGAACUCCUGAAGAGGAGCUCCAAUUCUUCGAAAAGCGUUAAUAGAGAAGGGGACUUGCACGAGUGUCUAGAAAUCGACUCUGAGCACUAUGAGGGGGCGAGCUCUGAUGAAUUGGACACAGUUGAAACAUCACGUUCUAGUUGUACCACUACAUUCCCUAGUGAACAAAAGCAACAGGAAGGGACUGAAACCCCUCCUCCUCUACAACACAGGACAUCAAACUGUCACUCAUUCGAUCCUACUCGGCUGUCUUCCAGCUAUAACAAUUUGGGGAAUGAAGAAGAAGCAUGUCAAACUGGUCCCCCUUUGGACCGACCAAACAAUGCCGAAGGCAGAUUCAAGUGCACGAGGAGCAUGUUUUCUUCAAAAGAAAAGGAACACGGAAAUUCCGAAGUACAGGAACAACUGCUGAUCACCAAGCGUCCUCAAGCUGAAGGUGAUUCGUGUUCCGUUAAAGAAUCAGACCAGAAAAGGUCCCUGGAAGGCCUGCGCAUACUACUUGCCGAAGACACGCCAGUGCUCCAGAGAGUCGCUACAAUCAUGCUGGAAAAGUUGGGUGCAAAAGUGAUUGCUGUCGGAGAUGGCUUGCAGGCGGUGAAUGCCCUGAACUGCAGAAUAGAGAUAGACAAAGAAGACUUCAGGACGGCGUCACAUUUGCAAGACGAAAACAGAAUAGCUCAAGCAGGAACACGGAGUUGGCAACCUUACGACCUGAUCCUCAUGGACUGUCAAAUGCCAAAGAUGGACGGGUACGAAGCGACGAAAGCAAUCAGAAGAUCCGAGGCCGGAAGUGGCCUGCACAUUCCGAUCGUCGCGCUGACCGCGCACGCCAUGUCAUCGGAUGAAGCCAAGUGCUUGGAGGUGGGAAUGGAUGCUUACUUGACGAAGCCGAUCGACUAUAAGCUUAUGGUGUCCACAAUUCUGUCACUCACCAAGGGAGUGAACUAAAAGAGCUUGAUAAAACAACUCAGAGAGAACCCGAAAAGAAAACCAGAUGUUAGAGCUUACACGGUUUUUGCUUGUGUAAUGUGAAAAAAUCAGCAUGAUUAACAAACUGGGCAAGUAUACCAGUGACCCCAUCUACAGUCUGUAAAGAUAUCUGAGUUUCUCUAGCUUAUUCCUGAGCAUCUUUGGGACAUAAA